Messenger RNA from Schistocerca gregaria, 4591 nucleotides. Its product is annotated as peptidoglycan recognition protein 1-like. The record is from RefSeq and is a predicted model, not a curated record. The transcript has 3 exons. The coding region runs from base 70 to 879 and encodes 269 amino acids. NCBI's taxonomy places the organism in Eukaryota, Metazoa, Arthropoda, Insecta, Orthoptera, Acrididae. Gene Ontology annotation, biological process: peptidoglycan catabolic process. Gene Ontology annotation, molecular function: zinc ion binding; N-acetylmuramoyl-L-alanine amidase activity.
CCUUCUACUCUCAUCCAGCUGCGACGCCGGCGACAGCUGCAGUCCGCCGGCAUCUUCGUCGCUGCCACCAUGGAGGCUCCAGAAGGCGGCAGGGGCACCGGAAAAGGUACGCAGACGUCGUGCAGCGCCACUGACAAGCACGUACCCUGGUGGCGCCAGAGGGGUGCCCUGGUCCUCGCGGCCUGCCUCACCACCCUGGCGAUAGUCAUUCUUAUCGUCAUUAUCACGCUCACCACUGCCCAGGCGUCUGACGCCCCUGGCGAGCACAACCACACGGAAAAUUCAACGGGAGUGUCUGUCGAUGCAGAGUUUAUUCUGCCGGAUGGGCGACCAAUUAUACGCAGGUCGGAGUGGAGUUCCGUGCCGCCAGAUUAUCGGAGAACCCUGAGACACCCCACGCCGUAUGUGAUCAUCGGGCACACCGCGGAUAAGGUUUGUAGAGGCAAAGACGAGUGCUUCGUCCUGUUGCGCAUAUACCGCGAUGAACACCGUGCAAAGUGGUUACAGCCGGACAUCACGUACAACUUUCUCAUAGACGUGGAGGGCAAUGUCUACGAGGGUCGCGGCUGGGACACCACCAAUAACUACCUAUCCUGGGCAAAGCGUUGCAACCUUGGUGUGACUCUGAUGGGUGACUUUACGACGGACAACGUGACGACUACGAUGAUGCAAACGCUACAACAGUUGCUGGACCUGGGACUGAGUUUGGGCAAACUGGAUCCGAACUACCGGUUGGUGGCGCAAAACCAGGUGGACGCUUCGCUUAGCCCCGGAAAUAACGUACUACUAGUCAUCGAUACGUGGCCACACCGGUGUCUAUAUGAAUGCAACGUGGGUGUCCAGUGUAUCUACGAAGAGAACGACGAAAUUGACGCGUAAACUUUUAGCAGAUCUGAAGCGCAUCAUUCUUAAACGAUAUUGUUAACCCUUUAGUUUUUUAGGCACUAGGCCAUACGACGAACCAACGUUAAGCUGACCUCGCUACAAGAACCGUCAUAUGAGGGACCGAUGGAAGUUUGCCACACUGCGAGUGAAACAAAUAUUUUAGUAUAUUCCGUGAUUGUGAAGAGGUACUUAUUAAAUGUAACACAGCCUUUCAAAGUCUCAGUUUCUUCCAUCUUUUGAAAAUUCAUUUUAUGACAACCUAUUUUUCGGUCAUACUUAUAUUAAAGUAUCUUCUUGUGUUUAUACACUGUCGGUUAAUAGUAAAACGAAAUAGUGUGACCUUACAGGAACGAAAUUUAGUAACAUGUACACGCAUUUGCUAUUAAAAAUUAAUAUUAUAUUGCAUAUUAAAAGUAAUAAUAAGUACCAGUAAUCUGCAAGUUAAAACCUAACACUCAACAUAUAUAGGUAGUUCUUACAUAGCCAGUACCGGUCUAAAUUGCGGAUCCAAAAGAAGGAUGGGAAAUAUGUAAUUUAUUUCGUCGGGAAUAGUCUCGUGGCUGUAGUCUGUUACAUUCUCAUCCUACAAUGGAACUCGCUCGGGUGGACGAUUCCGAACCACAUGUGACGUCACACCGUACAUUUGUCGUCAUCGAUAAACGGUUAAAUAUAAAAUGACAUACGAAUGUAACGUCUCGGAGGUAGUGUUCGUAGUCGUGUAAAAUUUUGUAAAAGGCGCCAUGGUCACUUUUAACGGUGGAAUUUAUCGUCUGAACAACUCACUAUUGAAAUUUCUGCCGUGUGACCAUUGUCAAGUUGAAAUAAUUGUGCUUUAGCACAUGUCAAGACCUAAAAAUCAUCUGAUAUGCAUGCAUGUCGUCGUGACAUUCGUCUGUUGAAUCUUUAACUCCAAGGCUGCUCCUACAUUUGACUUUUAUAUCUAAAUGAUGUUAACAACGAUAAAAGUAUGUGUGAUUAAUGCUAUUUUCACGAUAUACCUAGUAGCUUUGCGCUCGUCUAAUAUAGAUUCAUUGUUACAAUUGAAUACAAAACAAAAGAAUAAGACGACAUGCACGUAUGUCGCACGAUUUUUAGUUAGUGACCUGGCGUAAAGCUCAAUUACUUCCAUUUAAUAACGGCCAUACGGCCGAUAUUUCAAUACCUGGUUCUUCAGAUAAAUAAUUUUACAGUCACAGGGUCCUUUGCAAAACACGGAUUUAAAUUCCGAUUAUGCAUGCUUCUAAUGGAUUGAAUCUCUAAUAUUUAAUCUAUGAUAUUAAUAUGAAACAGUGAAAUCAGUUCUCAUUAAAUAACAGGCACAAAAUAAUAUGACACCUUGAUCAAUUUCGCAACACAGGGCAUUUCCGUGAUGACGGAACAAACUUUCAGAAAAGGAGAAGAAAGGCAGGUGUACAAAACUGAGACAUUGGACCGGAACCGAACGAGCUGAAAAUGAAAAAAAUUUCACGUUUAUUGUUCCUCUGCUCUUUCUGAUGAAAAAAUCCACGUAGAAACAUUUCCACACUACAUUUGUGUCUAAAAUUUAUACAAAAUGCGAAAUUCACAAUUGUUCGAAGUGGUACCUCAUAACUUUUAUGCAGCCAUAACUUUUCCUUACACAUGUCUUUCGUUUCAGUUCAGCGUCUUCGUGUUGUAUUAUGUUGUAUAAAAAUGGGGACCUAGAAACGAUGGAGAGGCUUCGUCCUCGCCGUAGCCUCAGUGGUACACAACCCCACAACAGGCUACAGCAGUCCACUCACCCCUCCGCCGCCCCCACAUGGCACCCAGGGUUAUUGUGCGGUUCGUCCCCUCCCCCCACCCCCUCGCGAAUGUCUCACACCAGACGAGUGUAACCCCAAUGUUUGUGUGGUUGAGUAAUGACGGUGUACGCGUACGUGGAAAAAGUGUUUGUGCGGCAAUCGCCGACAUAGUGUAACUGAGGUGGAAUAAGGGGAACCAGGCUGCAUUCGCUGAGGAAGAUGGAAAACCGCCUAAAAACCAUCCAAAGACUGGCCGGCACACCGGACCUCGACACCAGUCCGCCGGGCGGAUUCGUGCUGGGGACCAGUGUGCUUUCCCACCCGGAAAGCAGUGCGUUAGGCCGCACGGCUAACCGGGCCGGUAUCUUCAUGUUACUCAAGCAUUACUACACUCAGUGAGCGUUCGUGUAAGGACAUGUCACACGUACAAGACUUUUCACAUGGAUCUUGAAUAAAAAGCGCUGCAGUUGUUGUUGUUAAUCCCAUACAAAACGCAUGAUCGGUUUUGUAAUUUAAAUUACAUUGUCAAGUGCAGAUCUGAAUAAAAAGAAGAAAGAGACUGUUAACAGUAUUACGUAAAGACCAUAUCCCAGUGAUAAAAUGUUUCUUCCAACGAGACGUUUCUGAUAUGGGAUCAUAUGAGAGCAUUAUGUCACAACUGUUAUAAUUAAUUACUGUGGGAGUUGAGAUGAAAAAAUAAGCGAUGAGAGAAAACAAUAUUUUGUAAUUGAGUGGUUAUGGUAUGCUGUCACCAAACCCCACAUCCUCUCACGUUAGCUACUUCCCUGAUUCUCGGGGUAGUCAUUUGCAUGCAGUCAAUGCGAGUAGUCGACCCUAGAGGAAUUCUCGGCCGAUGGCCCGUCACCCAUAACAAACUAACUCUUCACUUUAAACAUUACAAUCACCUCGAUAAGUUCCCGUACAUACUAAAAUAGCAUCCCGUUUAAAUUUAUUACAUUGAUUUUGUAUUACUAUAUGAGUUUUCCUUUUAGUAUUACAAAUUUUGUUCUUUCGAAGUUGUAGUUGUAGUGGCACUUAUUAGCCAUAUAAAAUUUUUGAAAUUUUGCCUGAUGUUCGUAAUGAAAUACUGCCCUUCCAGCAUGUGUGUGCACAUAUGUAGUUUUUAAAUUGUAUUACUGUUGUUUGUCAUAUUCACUAUGUGUAAUUUGUAUUACAAUUCCAAUGUAUUUUUCAUUUAAGAUCUGAUAUUUUUUUAUGUUAGUCUUAACUGAGCAACUAUCAAUUUUGUCGAAAUCAUGUCCAUUCCAUGCCAUAGUCGUGUAUUUUUUCUUAAUAUUGCUGUACAUUAAACAACGAAUGCUAAUUGAUUGCUCAAUUUCCCCUUUUUUGAAUUUUGUUCACAAAUUUGUAACAACUAACAUUAUGUUUCCAUUAAUCACUGGUAGGUGUUUGAGAAUGUUGAACUGUUUAUGAUUUCUUGUUCUGUGUUCGUUUAAUUGUAAUAAACAUUUUAAAAUGACAUAAAAAUAUGCCUGUUUGUAUUGUGUUGUUCUGUGAUAAUGUCUAUACAUGUCUGUAUAUAUAAGUUUUAUAUAAAAAAAGCGCUGGACACGUAUUCUCCAUUAUUUCCAGCAACAAUGUGUUGUAAGAGAUUUGUACUAUCAAUUUUUCCAGAUUUACCUGUCAGUUUUAUGUUUGAAGGUAAUUAGUCCAUUUUGUGUGUAGAGUUCUUAUUGUAGUCUUCACCUUCAUUGUGUUACAAUAUGCAGUUACCUUUAUUUCUUCUGCAGUUUUAUGUACAUCGAUGAGAAAAAAAACAGACUUUUCUAAAUUAUGAAGGAGCAGAUUUAUUUUUAAAAGGAUCAUGUUGCUAUCCUCAUCAGGCAAAUUUUCAGGGAAAUCAUUUGGAAGGAAGUCUUCGUGCUUUCCACAACAGUUUGAUGCUUUGCAUUCUGAAGUAUUGUAAUUAAUUAAAUGUAUAAUUC